This is a messenger RNA of Limulus polyphemus (Atlantic horseshoe crab), 177 nucleotides long. RefSeq names its product DNA-directed RNA polymerases I and III subunit RPAC2-like. Gene Ontology annotation, biological process: DNA-templated transcription. The transcript has 2 exons. The record is from RefSeq and is a predicted model, not a curated record. NCBI's taxonomy places the organism in Eukaryota, Metazoa, Arthropoda, Merostomata, Xiphosura, Limulidae. The annotation marks the transcript as partial. Gene Ontology annotation, molecular function: protein dimerization activity; DNA-directed RNA polymerase activity. Gene Ontology annotation, cellular component: RNA polymerase III complex; RNA polymerase I complex.
CUUGUUUUAAUUGUUUUAAGUCCUCAGGUGAAGUUCUGUGGCUAUGCAGUACCUCAUCCAUCUGAAAACAAAAUCAACUUGAGGAUUCAGACAUAUGGACAGCCAGCAAUGGAAGCUUUCAAGAAAGGAUUAGAAGAUUUAUAUAAGAUGUCAGAACAUAUCCUCAAGACAUUUAUG